AUGGAAAUGCCUCAAGUCUACCGACCCGUCCCUCGACGAGCUUUUGAGAUCACCCCAUCCUCGACCGACUCGUCGCACCCUCCAUCACCGGCUGAGAAUACCAACCCCGAACUGCUCACGGCCCAGAAGCCUGACCUUCCUCCGAGUCGUACCCGAUCAAUCCUCAACUUGACUUCAUCAACUUUGCUUGGGAUUUACUCUCCGCUCACCUCAGAUGGAACCCGGGAUGAAAUAUCUACGCCCUGGGGCACUGGGGCACAGACACCCAGCAAAAGACCGAGCGUAGACGACUACAGCUACGAAUCAGCAAGUGCCCCGUUGACUUGGAACGGAGAAGCCACAAAACCUCGCCCUAAAGUUAAGAGAACAGGGUUCCGCCGUUAUCUCGUGCCUCUGCUUUUGCAGAACUCACUGUUAUUCGGAUGCGGAAUUGGCUAUGGGACAAUCAUUACACAUCUCCACAGGACUCAACGCAUAACGCCGGUGCCAGUGCCUGAUAUUGACCGGAGUUCUUUGUACUAUCAGGUCUCUUGGGGCAUCUUUGGCAUCCUGCUCGGGAAUGCGCUGCCACUAGUCGAUUCCUUCUGGGAGAGGUUCGUGCCUUCUGACGCGAAGUCCGCUAAGACUACGUCGCUUCAACCUGAAGGAGCCACUUCUGGCUCGUCCUCCGAUAGUGGAUUGGGCCCAUUGUGGUACUCUGCCGUUCGAAGCAUGGGGGCAUUCGUUGGUAUUGCAUUUGCAGUGCGACGGAUUCCCUGGCAGUCGACGCUACAGGUCGCUUUGACCUUGGCUCUGGCAAACCCUGUCUUGUGGUAUCUUAUUGACCGAUCCCUGCCCGGCUUUGCCUUCUCAGCAGCCGUAGGCAUCAUCGGCACUUUGGUGAUGUUGGUAGUGGAUCCAGACUUUGUGCCAGUUCCAGAGAUACACCAGCCAAUGGCAUCUGAAAAAUUUGGUGUCUAUACUUGGUUGGCAAGUAUACUCUUUUGCACAUGCCUUUGCUUCGGGGCGAUCGGAAGGAGGUUGCGAUUGUGA
This is a messenger RNA of Cladophialophora psammophila CBS 110553, 1032 nucleotides long. RefSeq lists its product as uncharacterized. Bases 1 to 1032 code for a protein of 343 amino acids. NCBI's taxonomy places the organism in Eukaryota, Fungi, Ascomycota, Eurotiomycetes, Chaetothyriales, Herpotrichiellaceae. Gene Ontology annotation, cellular component: endoplasmic reticulum. The record is from RefSeq and is a predicted model, not a curated record. The transcript is spliced from 2 exons. Gene Ontology annotation, biological process: sterol biosynthetic process.